Messenger RNA from Cebus imitator (Panamanian white-faced capuchin), 3091 nucleotides. RefSeq names its product serine/threonine kinase like domain containing 1 (gene STKLD1). The record is from RefSeq and is a predicted model, not a curated record. Gene Ontology annotation, molecular function: protein serine/threonine kinase activity; ATP binding. NCBI's taxonomy places the organism in Eukaryota, Metazoa, Chordata, Mammalia, Primates, Cebidae. Gene Ontology annotation, biological process: protein phosphorylation. The coding region runs from base 1109 to 2923 and encodes 604 amino acids. The transcript is spliced from 19 exons.
UUUUUUUUUUUUAAAUCACACAUACACAAGCCUUCCAAUAAGUCUAGGCCUCAGAGUUUGAUGACUCACUAUCACCUCCAGAAAAAUUAAAAAAUUUAACCAUCACUACUUAAAACUCUGGCAAAGCCACACAAACACAUUUAGUAAACUGAGGAAAGAACGGCGAGUGGGCCACCCAAGGCUCUCCCUGCGAGGAUAAGGCUGUUAAUUUGUCGACAAAACGGGAUUCUUUUACAAGUAAAAGGCAGAAAUCUGCGUAACCACCACCACCACCUUUUUUUUUUUUUUUUUUUUUUUUUUUUUUUUUUUUGCCAAACUUAAUGAAAAAAGAGGGUGGGGAGCUGUGUCCCUUCACUUUCCAGGUUCGGAUCCUGUCCACCCAGUUUCUGAAUGCUUUCAACAGUUACCCAACCGCCUGUUUCAAGGGCUUCCCUGUUGCUUAGAAUGCCACCUGGACACUUCUGGAAGGAAACUAUCAAAGAUAGUCUUCCCCUCCUCCCAGGCUGUGUAUAGAUCCCCACUCAAUCCAGCCCAGGGCAGAGUCCAAACGGGAGGGAGAGAUGCAAGCAGGGUCAAAGGGACCCCAAGAGUCCAGCACAUCUGGGAAAGAGAAAAGGAAAAGCUGCUGUGGCUUCCUGUAGCUGGGGAGCACGCCAGCGCGCCCCCUUUCCUUCGGGAGGACCCCCGGCCCCCGUUCGCCCCCGAGCUCCCUCCCCGCCUCCCCGAGCCCGGUGAAAGGAAAAACGUGCGGGGACCCCCCACCCCACCAGCAGCUGCAAACGCCGAGGCGCUCCCCGCGAGUCUCAGAGCCGCCCCAACCUCAGGACUCCCGCCGCGGGCCCUGCAGGAAACCCCCCACAGCCUGCGGCUUGGAACCCCGGGCAGGCCGGAGGGUGCGGGCGGCGGGCCAGGCAGGGCGCCGAGGCCCGGGCUCCGGGAGCGGCCUGGCGGACAGGGAAGACCGGACCCGCAGGUUUUGUAUGAACUGAAUCCUGGGGCCUUGGGGGUGAACCUGGUGGUAGAGGAAGUGGAAACCGAAGUCAAGCGCGUGAUAAAGCAGGUGGAAUGCCUGGAUGAUCACGAUGCCAAUAAGGCCCUGCAGGAGCUGAUGCCACUGCUGAAACUGCGGCACGCCCACAUCUCUGUGUACCAGGAGCUGUUCGUCACGUGGAAUAGCGAGAUCUCCUCCCCGUUCCUCUGCCUGGUGAUGGAAUUCAACAAGGUCACCUUCCACGAAGUCAUUACGGAUAAGAGGGAGGCGAAGGAAAUCAUUGACGCCGAGUGGUUGCAGAAUGUGCUGGGCCAGGUGCUGGACGCGCUGGAAUACCUGCACCAUUUGGACAUCAUCCACAGGAACCUCAAACCUUCCAACAUCAUCCUGGUCAGCAGUGACCGUUGCAAAUUGCAGGACCUGAGCUCCAACACGCUAAUGACGAACAAAGCCAAGUGGAAUAUCCGUGCGGAGGAAGAUCCCUUUCAUAAGUCCUGGAUGGCCCCCGAAGCCCUCAACUUCUCCUUUAGCCAGAAAUCAGACAUUUGGUCCCUGGGCUGCAUCGUUCUGGACAUGACCAGCUGCUCCUUCAUGGAUGGCACAGAAGCCAUGCAUCUGCGGAAGUCCCUCCGCCAGAGCCCAGGCAGCCUGAAGGGCAUCCUGAAGACAAUGGAGGAGAAGCAAAUCCCGGAUGCAGAAACCUUCCAGAACGUUCUGCCCUUGAUGCUCCAGAUCAACCCCUCAGAUCGAAUAACGAUAAAGGACGUGGUGCACAUCACCUUCGUGAGCGGCUCCUUCAAGUCCUCCUGCAUCUCGCUAACCCUGCAACGACAGACGCUGCCUGUGUCCUUCACCGACAUGCUCUUAGCAGGCAACGUGGCCAGCAUUUUAGAGGUCAUGCAGAACUUCUCUAGCUGGCCCGAAGUCCAGCUCAGGGCCUUGAAGAGGUUUCUGAAAAUGCCUGCAGAUCAGCUAGGUCUACCGUGGCCCCCGGAGCUGGUGGAAGUGGUGCUCACAACCAUGGAGCUGCACGACAGGGUCCUCGACAUCCAGUUAUGCGCCUGCUCCCUGCUGCUGCACCUCCUGGGUCAAGCGCUGGUGCUUGACCCGGAAGCUAAGGUUCCCUGCAACCAAGCCAUCACCUCCACCUUGCUGCGAUGUCUUCGGAGCCACCCUGAGGAGGAGCAGCUUCUGGUCAUGGUCUACAGCCUGCUGGCCAUCACCACAACCCAGGAGUCGGUGUCAGAGGAGCUGCAGAACGCCGGGCUGCUAGACCACAUCCUGGAGCACCUGCACAGCUCCCUCCAAAGGAGGGACGUCUGCGUCAGCGGCCUGGGCCUGCUCUGGGCCCUCCUGCUGGACGCUGUUAUUGUGAACAAGGGUCCCUUGGAGGAGGUCCCGGACCUCAUCAGCCAGGUGUUGGCCACCUACCCUGCGGAUGCGGAAAUGGCGGAAGCCAGCUGCGCAGUCUUCUGGCUGCUGUCCCUGCUGGGCUGCAUCAAGGAGCAGCAGUUUGAACAAGUGGUGGCGCUGCUCCUGCAGAGUGUCCGGCUGUGCCAGGACAGAGUCCUGCUGGUGAACAGUGCCUACCAGGGACUGGCCAGCCUGGUGAAGGUGUCAGAGCUGGCAGCCUUCAAGGUGGUGGUGCAGGAGGAGGGUGGCAGCGGCCUCAGUCUUAUCAAGGAGACCUACCAGCUCCAUAGGGACGACCCGGAGGUGGUGGAGAACGUGGCCAUGCUGCUGGUCCACCUGGCUUCCUACGAGGAGAUCCUGCCAGAGCUAGUGUCCAGUGGCAUGAAGGCCCUGGUCCAGGAGAUCAAGGAGCGCUUCACGUCCAGCCAGGAGCUGGUUUCUUAUGCAAAAAAAGUGCACCUGAGGCUGGAGGCGGCCACCUCUCUCAGCCCCCUGGGCGGGGAAGCUGCUCAGCCCUGAUGCUGGAGAGAAGACAGACACCUCAGAGGCCCCUCCUCCAUGGGUGCCCACUCCCUGCCCUUCCUUCCCGUGGGCCACUGUUUCCCUUGGGUCGGGGGAAGUGUCGCCCGGGCCCAGCGUGCACACCUCACACUCCUCUCAGGAGACUAAUAAAGAGGCCCAAGGCCA